This is a messenger RNA of Diaporthe amygdali, 1758 nucleotides long. RefSeq names its product oligosaccharide translocation protein rft1. The coding region runs from base 1 to 1758 and encodes 585 amino acids. Gene Ontology annotation, cellular component: endoplasmic reticulum membrane. The transcript is spliced from 2 exons. The record is from RefSeq and is a predicted model, not a curated record. Gene Ontology annotation, biological process: glycolipid translocation; dolichol-linked oligosaccharide biosynthetic process. NCBI's taxonomy places the organism in Eukaryota, Fungi, Ascomycota, Sordariomycetes, Diaporthales, Diaporthaceae.
AUGGCAGGGGAUGAUGGCGAGACCAAGGUGGUCCGGGGCGCCUCACUCCUCAUCCUGCUGCAGGUCUUCUCGCGUGCUGUCACCUUCGUCGCCAACCAGCUCCUCCUGCGAUUCAUGACGGCGUCCCUCCUCGGCGUCUCAACCCAGCUCGAGGUCUACUAUCUCUCGGUCCUCUUCUUCGCACGCGAAAGCCUGCGCGUGGCCAUCCAGCGGCAGGGGUCCGUGUCGUCUGACCGAUCUUCGCCCACCAAGGAUGCGAAGCAGCAGCAGAAGGAUGGCAAGCAGCACACCCAGGCUCAGGAGACCCAGGCGGUGGUCAACCUGGGCUACAUCGCCAUCAUCCUGGGCAUCGCCGUCGCGGCGAUGCUGGGGUGGAUGUACCUCGGCUCCAUCCCCACGGCCACGCUCCUCACCACGCCCUACCUGGUCCCGUCGGUCUACAUCUACGCCCUCGCCUCGGUCCUGGAGCUGCUGUCCGAGCCGGCCUUCGUGGUGAUGCAGGUCCGCCUGCAGUUUGGCGCGCGCGCCUCGGCCGAGGGCGUCGCCACCUUUGGGAAGUGCGCGGUCACUCUCAUGUCUGCAGUCUGGGCGUCCCGAAACGGCCUUGAGCUGGGCGUGCUGCCUUUUGCGCUGGGACAAGUCGCCUACGGAUCCGGCCUGCUGGUGACAUACACCUGGUACGGCUCGGGGCUUGCGAAAAGGGAGGGCUUCUCUCUGCUUCCCAGACGGUUGGGUGAGGGGACGGAGUACAUCCUGUCGUACUUCUACCAGCCGACUAUCAAGCUCGCCUCGUCCAUGAUGAUUCAGAGCUUCGUCAAGCAUAUCCUGACACAAGGUGACACCUUCCUUGUCAGCGCUCUGUCUACGCCCACCGCGCAGGGAGUAUACGCACUGGCGAACAACUACGGAGGUCUUGCAGCACGAUUAGUCUUUCAACCUGUCGAGGAGAGCAGUCGGAACUAUUACAGCCGACUGUUGUCCAGCGACAGCGAGCCCGCACCAUCGGGGGUCACGGAGAAGCAGGUGUCGGACAAAGACGAGGGCGCCAAUAGUCAGGGUACCUCGAAACCGUCUAAGACAGCACUCACCCAGGCUUCCGAUGACCUCACCAGCCUGCUCCGAUUCUACACCUUCGUCUCAGUCCCUCUGCUAGCCCUAGGCCCAACCGCAGCGCCCCUUGUCCUGUCGCUCAUAGCAGGUCCCCAGUGGACGGCCUCGGGCGCGGGGGAGGCCCUCGCUGCGUAUGUCUACUACAUCCCGCUGCUUGCCAUCAACGGCCUCGCGGAGGGCUUCGUCGCGUCCGUCGCAACUGAGGCGCAGGUGCACUUGCAGUCGGCCUGGAUGACGGCCUUCUCGGUUCUGUUUGGGGUUAGCGGGUACGUGUUCCUCAGCGUUCUGGACUGGGGCGCCGUGGGCCUGGUCUGGGCUAACGGCAUCAACAUGGCUGGGCGCAUCGUCUGGGCUGUGUGGUUUAUCCGGCGCUACUUCGCCCAGAGAGGCGCGCGCUGGGAGGUCACGGCGCUCUUGCCUAACUCGCUGGCUGUCCUGGCUGCUGCAGUUGCAAGCCAGGUCGUGAGGAGGGUUGUGAAUUCUGAGAGUGCUGGCGCGGGUGUGAAGGCUGUUCUGGGGGAACUGGUCAAGGUUGCGGCGACUGCUGUGCCUUUCGUUGCCGUACUAGCAUUCGCCGAGCGCCGGUUCCUCAUCCAAUGUUACCAGGCUGUCCGUGGUGGAAAGCCUCAAGCUUCAAAACCCAAAUAG